This is a messenger RNA of Helobdella robusta, 308 nucleotides long. RefSeq lists its product as hypothetical. The record is from RefSeq and is a predicted model, not a curated record. Lineage: Eukaryota; Metazoa; Annelida; Clitellata; Rhynchobdellida; Glossiphoniidae. The annotation marks the transcript as partial. The transcript has a single exon.
GCAUCCUAAAAGCUUGGAUACCAAAACGCUGUCACGGUGUGGAAGAAGAGGAAGAGGAAGAUGAUGGAGAGGGGGAGGCAGAAGAGGAAGAAGAUGAUAAUGAUGGAGAAGAAGAGGAAGAAGAUGAUAAUGAUGAAGAAGAAGAAGAUGAUGAUGAUAAUGAGAAAAAAGACGAUGAUGAAGAGGAAGAAGAUGAUAAUGAUGGAAAAGAAGAGGAAGAAGAAGAUGAUGAUGAAGAGGAAGAAGAGGAAGAAGAUGAUGAUAAAAAAAAGAGGAAAAAGAAGAUGAUAAUGUGUGUGUGUGUGUAA